AAGAAGACCUCAGAGAAUGAGCUAGCUAACUUGUUGACCCGUAAGGUUACAUUAGUAAAUACCAAUCGUCAGGUCCAACGCGGGAAAGAACUUCUUAAGCUCAUUGAAUUGUGUAUGGAUGAUGUGCGUCAUCUCCUCGACCUUCAGCCGCUCGACGAUUACUCGAGCUACAUUUUACGGUUUGGACAAAGUGGACACUGUCAAAUGCAAACCCAAACGUUGGACGACUGCGUUUCAAGAGAUGUGCAAACUGGGGACCCCAGGUCUGCCCCCUACUCUUCAUGGACUCAAGCUCCACCUAUCUAUGAUAAUGGCUAUUCAGGCCAUGACUACCACACCGCAUCUGCACCUGUUUUACAUCCGGAGGACUGUACCAUCGACAUUGAUGAGAAUUUACAAUCAGUCUUGCACAAAUCUUACUUAGAAAUUGCGCCUUUGCGGAAAUCUUCAAUAAGGGAAAAUACACUCACUGACUUCUCUGCCGCAACUUUGCACCGACUUAAAGCAAGCAUGAACACGGUGCUUGCAGUGCUUGAAGAGGAUGCGGAAGAACGUUGUGACGGCGUUUUUGAGAAUAGGCUUGCCAUGAAGGAUAACAGCGUCCAGAUUUCACUGUCUCUUUCAGCUAGCACAGUUUUUGAUAUCCAUGAGCGGUGCUAUCAAACCAUGGUGGACUUGGAGUGCAUCUACUGCGAGUUCUCAACCACAUCCCCUUGUCGUCUGUUCAGCUUACAUCGUCUCAAGUUGCCAGAUAACGUGCAUCCUCCUACGGGCCCUUCCCCCUGUGACGUUGUCUGCGUGUGGCAGCUUAACGUCGGCUCUGGACACGGUCGUGUCGAGCGUAUUCUCACGUGUCCAGGGCUCUUGCCCAUGUCAGGACGUGCCCUUAGUUUAAUGGAACCCAACAAAUUUAUCAGUGGAGUAGGCGAAGGAAUUACAUGCGUUUUGGCAGAAGCUGGUCAUGAAUUUGAUGUGGUAAGCCCUCAAUCUGCACCCUUAGUGCAAUUUUGUACUGCAAUCUUCUUGGUGGACUUGGCUAAAUGGUGUUGCAUGCAUGCAAAACGAUGCAUCACAUGUCUUGUUCAGGUUGUAGGUGGUUUGAGUGAUGGAAGCUUGGCCGUCUGGGAUUUAGCCACCAGCUUUUCUAUUCCCUCCAGCCAAUUGACAGCAAAAGACCACAAGGACUCGGCUUCCCUUCCCGCUUUAUUCGAUUACGCGCAUUCGCCAGAUUACGUUGCCUUUUCCGCCUUCACAGAGAAGCCCAGGAACCCUGAUCUUCAGUCGCUAUUUAUCUCGCCAAUCAUUGCACUGAAGUCCCUAACCACGAAGCACCAAUUCUUAAACAGCUUCCAAUUGUGUUCUCUUGACGCCCGCGGAAAUCUGGGCAUUUGGAUGGCAAUGAAAAUACACCCACAAAUGUUCAAGGACCAGGCUGGAUCUACCACCGACUUGGGACUGCGUCCAGGUUGUUGCGUAAGACUGAUUCAGCUGUCGAAGUUCACUGCUGAAAACGACCGCGUCCCCAGGCGAUUGGCCGAAGACCAGACCUCCAGUUAUUUGGCCCCUUUUACCACGUGUUUGGAGGUGUGUCAGACAAAAGACACCUUCUUAAUUGGCUCCGAGGACGGUACCAUCAGACAGCGGUGUCGCGCGGCCACCAGGUCGAUUUAUCCAAAUUGUUUUUCUACCGGUGCUGCUGCUGCUUCGGUGACAUGCCUCGCUGUGCACCCAGUCCUCCAAAACCUCCUCCUUGCAGGCUACGCGGAUGGCCGACUGGCUCUCUUCCUGACUCACCUGUCGCGACCUGCGUUCGAGUGGUGCAUGAAAUCCACCAAUGGCGACGGGGUCGCAAAUGCCGCGCGUAAAGUCGUCUGGUCGCCGCACCGUCCCAGUGUCGUCUACUGCCUCACAGGCGUCGGCGACGUGGUGGUCUGGCUGCUGGGCGGUCGCAGCGGGGGCAGCAUCGAGCCCAGCCACCAGACCCUCAUCCGAGGCGUCGGCGAGGCACGACGAGUGGCCGAUUUUGCCAUCUCAGGAAGCAGUAGCAAGUGUCUGGCUGUCUGCUGGCCCCACGGCGCCGAAAUCCACUGGCUGGAGGACAAUCUGACCGUGGUUCAAGUCGACGAGGUUAAAAUGCUGCAAGACCUCCUCAAUCGUUUGUUUUAA
This is a messenger RNA of Mesocestoides corti, 2166 nucleotides long. The record is from the annotation of a GenBank genome assembly. NCBI's taxonomy places the organism in Eukaryota, Metazoa, Platyhelminthes, Cestoda, Cyclophyllidea, Mesocestoididae.